Messenger RNA from Thermochaetoides thermophila DSM 1495, 2103 nucleotides. RefSeq lists its product as uncharacterized. Lineage: Eukaryota; Fungi; Ascomycota; Sordariomycetes; Sordariales; Chaetomiaceae. Gene Ontology annotation, biological process: regulation of transcription by RNA polymerase II. Bases 1 to 2103 code for a protein of 700 amino acids. Gene Ontology annotation, molecular function: DNA-binding transcription activator activity, RNA polymerase II-specific; RNA polymerase II cis-regulatory region sequence-specific DNA binding. Gene Ontology annotation, cellular component: nucleus. The transcript is spliced from 5 exons. The record is from RefSeq and is a predicted model, not a curated record.
AUGUAUCGUUGCCCCUUUGGGCAGUGCAAAGAUAUCCAGAAAGAUUGGCCAAGAAAAGACAAUUUCAUCCAGCAUUUGAAACGAGUACACCAUCUUAGUGAGCCCAUAGAUGUCAACCAUUUCUCCCAUCAAGUUGCCGCUUCGCCAGCGCCUGAAGAUCUCGCUGGCCUUGGAUCCCAGCCCCUCACGGUUGGUCAAGAUGGGAAAGUCCAGCCAUACUCUCAGUGGCCUGGGCUGCCUGCAGAUUCUUCCUUCCAUCUUGCCUACAUGAACCGCGAUGAUGUUGAUCCCCGCGGAUAUGCUCAGGAUGUCCAAGAGGAGCAGCUUUUGCCGAUCCCCCAGUCACUGGUCUUAGAUUCGAUGGCUUCAACCACCGGAGUCCAGUUGCAAGCGCAAGAUGUUUUCCAGGGUAUUAGACUAAAAUCUUCAAUAUCAGAGUCACAUCAUGCGGCCAUAGAGCCAUCUGGUGAUGGACUGCAUCAACCUGAUCCCGUGAUAGAACCCAACUCUCACGACUAUGGGCUCUCGCAGGAUGUUCAACCCCAGUGUGACCAGGUCUCAGCAUCACAAAAUCCCCCCCUUAACCCAUCGGACAACUCUUUGCAAAUAGAAAUCGUGGUAGAUGAUUCAAGUCCUAGCAACAUGUGCGACCCUCCUGGAGUGGCCCAUAUUGAUACUCCCAGGGCAUCACCAUCGAUUACUCAGCCAUUGCCCACUGGUCAGGACAGUUCGGACUUGGCUGAUCCUAUCAACUGUCUGCCAUCAGAUCUUUUACUGCAAUCACCUGCACAAGAAUCGAUGACUCGAUCGCCCAGAGUCGAAAAAUUGUGUCAGGGCUAUACUUCAUCAGAAAAUCAGGACAUUGUUAGAGUCGCAGACCAAUCAUCUGGCCAUGACCUUGAUAUGGGGCGAGAAUCUUCAUCGAAGGAUGGCUCAGAAGGAAGUGAUGCUGCGGAAGAUAGAUUGGGCGGCUUAGAUGUAGGACAAGCAGCAUCCAUUCAUACAGAUGAAGGGGCUGCUCAAACUCGCCUUCAAGGUUCAUCUCCCUCUAAGGGAAAUGAGUCGACGCCAAACACUACCCUACAAACCGAUCCCGUUAAUGAAGCGCAAGCAAGCGAGUUUCUCAAAGCGUUGAUGAGACAAGGCAUUCUUGACAAACUCUUGACAGACAUCGGGUAUCAUGGCACAAGGGAGUCCCAACCCGCUGGGCAGGAGCCGGCAACCCAAGUGUCUACCCCCUCAAGCAUCACAGCUCCCCGCAGCGAAGGCAAACAUGCUUGUAAAACAUGCAAGAAGUAUUUCAAUCGACGGUGCGAGCUCAAAAAGCACAUGAAACGGCAUGAUAAGCCCUAUGCAUGCACAUUUCCUAGAUGCAUCCAAAGCUUCGGUAGCAAGAACGACUGGAAGCGGCAUGAAAACACAGUGCACUCGAAACUCCAACUAGAGGUCUGGCAAUGUACCGAGCCAGAUCUCCCUCGUCAUAAUGCGGCCAGGUGCGCGAGGAUGUACUACCGCAGAGAGUCACUCAAGUCCCACAUGGAAAAGGAUCAUGGCAUCAUAGAUAACGAUCUUAUCGAGAAGAAGCUCACUGAUUACCGUCAUAGGGGCAAUUUUGAAUCGCGGUUCUGGUGUGGCUUCUGCCGGAAGAUCAUCGAGCCGUCUGAGAACAAUGGUAAACCUGAGUUGCUCGAACGCUCACGCUUCGACCACAUUGACCAGCACUUCAAUGCCAAGAAUGGCUUUCCGAAGGCCAAUAUCAAGGAAUGGAAGUACCUUGAUGAUUCUAAGUCCCUCGAGGAUUCGUUAGGAGGUGUUGCACCUGAUUCAGAGCGUCUUGCACACUCUGGGAAACGACCUAUUAGCUCGCAGGACGAACGGGUCACUAAUAUUAGCAGCUUUGACACCAAUGGAAUAUUCAACUACAACAAUGGCAUCGGUAGUUCCUGGAUCAGUCAAGUCAACUACAGCGGUCAAAGAGACAACAACAGUGACUCUUACACUAAGAAAUCGGGGAGAGAGUACCGUUUCUGGGUCUGCUGCGGCUGUGGCUUUGUCAAUACCAUCGAGACCGCAGUUCACCCUACCAUGUUUGGCAAUUUUUGA